Messenger RNA from Nematolebias whitei (Rio pearlfish), 4017 nucleotides. It is a transcript of the gene tbc1d4, whose product is annotated as TBC1 domain family, member 4. The transcript has 22 exons. The record is from RefSeq and is a predicted model, not a curated record. NCBI's taxonomy places the organism in Eukaryota, Metazoa, Chordata, Actinopteri, Cyprinodontiformes, Rivulidae. Bases 421 to 4017 code for a protein of 1198 amino acids.
CUGCAGCACAUGGGAUUGGAGUCGGAAGAAAGGCUCUAGCAGAGACAAACUGCUCCUGUAAGACCACCAGCACAUGGAUUUUAUUGUAACUACGAAGACUAGACACGCUGCUUCGAGCAUCAGAUGCGUUUGUGGGUUUCAGAGCGGGACGGCGGGGCUGCGACGUUCAGGGGCGUCAGGAAACUCCCACUUCCUCUAAACGGCUUGUGUUUACACAGGAACCUUCUGAAGCCACGUUUUAUUUAGCAGGCACCGUGCAUGCUGCACACUGGGAAGCAGGCGACACACGAGCUGCAGGAAGAACUCAUGGCGCUAAUAGCAAGUGUUAGAAACUAAUCUGAAGUGGGCCUAAAAGUAGCGUUUAGUUCACUCCCCCCUUCGAAACCGAGCAUUAAGAAAAGAAAAGUGUUGUGGGUCAACAUGCAGAGCCAGGAGGAGAAGGAGCGGACGGACAGGCGCUUCCUCCUGACGUACAUCGGCUGGUGCUCGCUCGACAGGCGGACCACGCUGCCCAUGCUGCCGUGGCUGGUGGCCGAGAUCCGCCGGAGGGGCGAGCGGGGCGACUGCGGCCCCGUCCUGCAGCCCCGGGAGGUGCAGCUGCUGCUCUGCGCCCCCUUCGUCCGCUGCGUCCCCGCCGGCAGCAGCAACUCGUCGGUGUUCAUCUUCGAGCACAAGGCGCAGCUCAUCUCCCGCUUCAUCCACAACAGCAACGACCUGAGCUACUUCGCCUACCUGCUGCGGGGUCAGCCGGACAACCCGGAGUCCGACAUGUCCUGUCACGUGUUCCGGGCCGGGGAGCCCAGCCAGGUCCCAGAGGUAAUCAGUAGUAUUCGACAGGUGUCCAAAACGACCCUAAAGGAAGAGGCCAAACCCAAACAGGAAGCAGACGAGGCCUUCUACAACUCGCAGAAGUUUGAAGUGCUGUACUGUGGCAAGGUGAUGGUUGACCACAAGAAAGCUUCGGUCACCCUGAUUGAUGACUGCAUUGACAAGUUUCAUCAGCACGAGACCGAACGAAACCGUCUCCGACUGCUCAACGGUCAGCGAUGGUCUAUGGAGAGCACGUCUCUGGAGUUACUGGUGGAGGCAGAAGGAGACCCACUUUCAUCUGCCCUGAAUAAGAAUGAGGAAAAUAAAGCUGAGGAGGAGGCUAUGCUCACAGUUAAAUGUCCGCCCAGCAGUACCAGUCAGACCAGUCUGCGGGGAGCGUUCCCCGAGUGCAUCCUGGAGGACUCUGGAUUCGAGGAGCCCCAGAUGUUCCGCACACGUUGCAGCAGCCUGGCAGGAAACGUGCAGAGGAAGCCAUGUGAUGGUGGCAUCAUGGGGCCCGCCCGCCGCAGGCACGCCAGUGCGCCAAACAACGUGCAGCCGUCCGAUUCGGACAAGAACCGCACCAUGCUCUUCCAGGUGGGACGUUUUGAAGUGAACCUCAUCAGUCCUGACAGUAAAACGGUGGUGCUGGAGAAGAACUUCAAAGAUAUCUCAUCCUGCUGUCAGGGCGUUAAGCAGACAGACCACUUUGGAUUCAUCUGUCGGGACCAGUCCGAGCCCAGUCCCAGUCAGUACGCCUGCUAUGUUUUCCAGUGUGCCAGUGAACCCUUGGUUGAUGAGGUGAUGAUGACUCUGAAGCAGGCCUUCUCCACCGCAGCAGCCUUGCAGAGCAACAAGACCCCAGUUCAGCUCUGCCAAGCUUGCCCCAUGCACGACCUGCACAAGCUCUGCGAGAGGAUUGAGGGUCUCUACCCGCCUCGAGCGAAGCUAGCCAUCCAAAAAUAUCUCUCCCAGCUGAAUGACAACGAGCAGGCAGAGAUUUUUGAGCGAGUUCAAAAACUGAAGCCUGGGUCAGACCAAGAGGAGAACGAGUUGGCGAUUCUCCAUCUAAGACAGCUCUGUGAAGCCAAACAAAAGUCCCAUUUUCAUAUCGGAGAGGCGCCUCAGAAUGCAGCAAAUAGCUCGGCAGCAGGAGACGGCACGGCCACCGGCAGUCGUUUCAAACUUGACGUUCUCAAGAAUAAAGCCCGCACUUCUCUCACCAGCUCGCUGGAAAACAUCUUUACAAGGGGUGCCAACCGAAUGCGGGGCCGCUUGGGAAGCAUGGGGAGCAUUGGCAGUUUUGAAAGAGAUGAAGAAUCUCCUGGUCAUUCUCCUCCAGGUUCUCCACCUGCCUUCCCUGAUGACGGCCUAGAAUCUGGACAGCACUUCCGUCGGCGCGCUCACACCUUCAGCCACCCGCCAGUGAGGAAGCGCAUCUCGUUUGAGAGCCAGCCGACCAACCAGACCAAGCAGGCUCCUCUCCGCAAGCAGCAGUCCGUCAACCCAGAGCUGCUGCAGGGCAGCAAUGGGGAAGGCAGGAAAAGAACCCUGUCAAGCUGCAGCAAUGACUCGCUGAGUGGAGGUCUCCCUCAGACCCUACACAGGGUCUCCUGGAGACAGAAGAUCUUCCUGAGAGUUGCGUCACCAAUGAACAAGCCAUCUGCAUCCAUGCAGCACACAGACCAACCUGAUGGCACCGAGCUGCUGCCCCUUUCCCCUCGCUCCUUGGACCCAAGUUUGGACCCUUUGAGGCGUCUUUUACCCCUGGCCCACUGUCAGACAUCUGAUGAAAGGCUUACAAAGACAGGAGCCGACUACCGGACCCUGUGGAAGACCGCCAUCCAUCAGCAGAUCCUACUUCUGCGCAUGGAAAAGGAGAACCAGAAACUAGAAGAAGCGAGCCGUGAUGAGCUCCACAUCUGCAAAAUGAAGCUCAACUACCAGGAAGUGGGCCAGUGCUCUAAGGAAGCUCAGGCAUUGUGGGAGAAAAAGCUGUCUGCUCCAGGCAGAACAACAAACCCACAAGACAAGGAGGAGAUAUACCGUGCACUCUGCCAAGGAGUUCCAAAGAGCAGGCGCGGGGAGGUCUGGCUGUUUUUGUCCCACCAGCAUCGACUGCAGCACAGACUGCCACAACGUCAGCAAGCCCCGGACAUCCUCUACCAAGACUUACUCAAGCAGCUCACUGCACAGCAACAUGCCAUUCUGGUGGAUCUAGGACGGACCUUCCCCACACACCAGUACUUCUCUGCCCAGCUCGGUGCAGGGCAGCUUUCUCUCUACAACCUCUUGAAGGCCUACUCUCUGCUGGAUACAGAGGUUGGCUACUGUCAAGGGAUCAGCUUUGUGGCCGGAGUUCUGCUGCUCCACAUGAGUGAAGAACAGGCUUUUGACAUGUUGAAGUUCCUCAUGUAUGACCUCGGCAUCAGACGGCAGUACAGGCCGGACAUGGUCUCUCUACAGAUUCAGAUGUACCAGCUCUCCAGGCUGUUGCACGACUACCACCGUGACUUGUACAGUCACUUUGAGGAGCACGAGAUCUGCCCGAGCCUUUACGCAGCGCCGUGGUUCCUUACACUCUUCGCCUCCCAGUUUCCCCUCGGCUUUGUGUCUCGCAUCUUUGAUUUUGUGUUUGCACAGGGGACUGAGGUGAUCUUUAAGGUGGCCCUCUGUCUGCUGAGCAGCCAUGAGAGGCAAAUAGUGGAGUGUGAUGGCUUUGAGAGCAUCGUGGACUAUCUGAAAACCACACUCCCAACUCUCACACAAACACAGAUGGAACAGACCAUUGCUAAGGUUAUGGAGAUGGACAUCUCCAAGCAGCUGCACACAUAUGAAGUGGAGUACAACGUCCUGCAGGAUGAGCUGCUGGAGACCACCGGAGCGCUGCCCGACGACUCGGACCGCCUCGACAAAUUAGAAAAAACCAACGUGCAGUUAAAGAAACAGAACAUGGAGCUGCUGGAAAAACUCCAAGCCGCUCGGCAGAAGAUCCAGUCGCUGGAGACGAGCGUCGACAGCUUCCUGUCCCGGGAGAGUAAAAUGAAGCACAUGAUUCGCUCCCUGGAGCAGGAGAGGGUAUCUUACCAGAGGACCAUAGAACGCAUGCGUUCCUGCCUUCCCCCCGAUGCCCUGACAGAUGUGGAGAUGACCCAGAUCAAAACAGGACCCAACGGGAAAGCCCAAACUGCAGCCAAGAAGCCCUGA